This is a messenger RNA of Athene cunicularia (burrowing owl), 1635 nucleotides long. It is a transcript of the gene PGD, whose product is annotated as phosphogluconate dehydrogenase. Bases 32 to 1444 code for a protein of 470 amino acids. Lineage: Eukaryota; Metazoa; Chordata; Aves; Strigiformes; Strigidae. Gene Ontology annotation, molecular function: phosphogluconate dehydrogenase (decarboxylating) activity; NADP binding. The record is from RefSeq and is a predicted model, not a curated record. Gene Ontology annotation, biological process: pentose-phosphate shunt, oxidative branch; pentose-phosphate shunt. The transcript is spliced from 12 exons. Gene Ontology annotation, cellular component: cytosol.
AGCUGACAUUGCUUUGAUUGGACUGGCUGUGAUGGGCCAAAACCUUAUUUUGAACAUGAACGACCAUGGCUUUGUGGUUUGUGCUUUUAACAGGACGGUUUCCAAAGUGGAUGACUUUCUGGCCAAUGAGGCCAAGGGAACCAAAGUGAUUGGUGCUCACAGCCUGGAAGAGAUGGUCUCGAAGUUAAAGAAGCCUCGUCGCAUUAUCUUGCUGGUGAAGGCUGGAAAUGCAGUGGAUGACUUCAUCAAUAAAUUGGUGCCGUUGUUGGAGACUGGAGACAUCAUAAUUGAUGGUGGAAAUUCUGAGUAUAGAGAUACCACGAGACGUUGUAAGGAACUGCAGGAAAAGGGCAUCUUGUUUGUCGGGAGCGGUGUCAGUGGUGGAGAGGAGGGUGCCAGAUAUGGUCCUUCGCUCAUGCCAGGAGGAGCCAAAGAAGCCUGGCCCCACAUCAAGACCAUAUUUCAAAGCAUUGCUGCUAAAGUGGGAUCUGGGGAACCUUGUUGUGACUGGGUAGGGGAUGAGGGCGCCGGACACUUUGUGAAGAUGGUGCACAAUGGGAUUGAAUAUGGAGAUAUGCAGCUGAUCUGUGAGGCUUACCACCUGAUGAAAGAUGUGGUGGGCAUGGAGCACGAUGAGAUGUCAGAGGUAUUUCAGGAAUGGAAUAAGACAGAGUUGGACUCUUUCCUGAUUGAAAUCACAGCCAAUAUUCUCAAAUUCAAAGACAGCGAUGGUAAAUACCUCCUUCCAAAGAUCAAGGACAGCGCAGGACAAAAAGGCACAGGAAAGUGGACAGCCAUUUCUGCCCUGGAAUACGGAGUCCCUGUCACACUCAUAGGUGAAGCUGUGUUUGCACGGUGCCUGUCUUCCCUCAAGGAUGAGAGAGUACAGGCCAGUAAGCUGCUGGGUGGGCCUAAAAUUACUCAGUUCGGUGGGAACAAGAAGACCUUCCUGGAGGACAUACGCAAGGCCCUGUAUGCUUCCAAGAUUAUCUCAUACGCUCAAGGCUUCAUGCUGCUGAGACAAGCAGCCAAAGAAUUUGGCUGGACGCUGAAUUACGGUGGCAUUGCACUGAUGUGGAGGGGAGGCUGCAUCAUCAGAAGUGUGUUCCUAGGAAAAAUCAAAGAUGCUUUUGAUCGAAACCCUGAGCUCCAGAAUUUGCUGUUGGAUGAUUUCUUCAAGACAGCUGUUGAAAACUGUCAGGACUCCUGGCGACGUGUGAUCAGUACUGGAGUACAGAUUGGUAUCCCUAUGCCCUGCUUCACUACAGCACUUUCUUUUUAUGAUGGAUACAGGCAUGAAAUAUUACCAGCUAACCUGAUUCAGGCUCAGCGCGAUUACUUUGGUGCACAUACCUAUGAGUUACUAUCGAAGCCAGGUGUAUUUAUCCAUACUAACUGGACAGGCCAUGGAGGAAAUGUGUCCUCUUCUGCAUACAAUGUCUAAUGGGAGUAUUUCCUCUUGAAGCCCAGAUACUGUAGAUCUCAAUGUUCCUCCUAGAAUACCACUUUUUACUGUACUGUGCUAGAACUUGUGUUUGUACACUUUUGUAAUAACUUGUGGGUAUAUUUCAUAUAUAUAUCUCAAUAUAUAUAUAUCUCAUAAAAGAAAACUAAAUAAAUUUGCUUAUAAAUGCA